This is a messenger RNA of Homo sapiens (human), 4965 nucleotides long. It is a transcript of the gene ASIC4, whose product is annotated as acid sensing ion channel subunit family member 4. Gene Ontology annotation, cellular component: membrane; plasma membrane. NCBI's taxonomy places the organism in Eukaryota, Metazoa, Chordata, Mammalia, Primates, Hominidae. Gene Ontology annotation, molecular function: sodium channel activity. The record is from RefSeq and is a predicted model, not a curated record. Bases 1826 to 3079 code for a protein of 417 amino acids. The transcript has 5 exons. Gene Ontology annotation, biological process: sodium ion transport.
GGGCUCAUGAAUAAUGAAUCUGGAGCCCUGGUAAAUCUCCCCCUCCCACUGCCUCAGCCUCGUGCUGCUCGGGAGGAAGGCCCUCUAGGCUCCCCUGCCAGCCUGGUCCCCCCCUUCACCCCUGCCUCCCUGCCUCCCUGUUCCUCCUCACCGGGCCUGGCUCAGGCCCCCAUGUGCAAGGAUUCCGAAGGGAAGGGUGAAGGAUUUUGGUUGGGCAGCAGGCAGAGGAACUGGGGCCACAGGCCUAGAGGCUGAUCCCCACAGCCCGCUCUGCUCGGUUCCCGCUGAGCCCAGCCCUGGCCGGUUUUCCGCUUUGCCAGCUCCAUCUGCUCCCAGCUUGGCUUUUGGCAGGGUGGGGGUUUUGCCUCUGCCCGAGGCCUCAUGUCUCUGUCUUCUACUCCCCUGGCAGGCUGGGUGGGCCUGAGCUGGUGCCAUUCUCUUCGGAAGCACAGUGGGAGGUACCCUGUUCUGGGAAGGCCCUCACCACCUCCUGUCCCCCUGGCCCUGCCCUUUGAGGUUGAAGGCAUCCUGCCUACCCUCAGGAGGAAAGAGGAUGUGAUUUGUCUCAUGAUGGAGGCCAGUAUGUUGUCGGGGAAGUGUGACCCCAAGAUCUCAAUAGAUGCUGCUGGUUCUGCGGCUUGGAUCGAUGGAGCCACCUCCCCCCGCCCGUCCACGCUUCCUCUCCCUGCUGCUCAUUAGCGCCCCGAUUAAUCAGCCCCCCUUUCCUCCCGGGGACAAGGGCUUCCUCCCCCGUGAGGGCACAUGCUGUCGGAUGGGGCCCCAGAGCACAAGCACUGAUUCUUGCCACCCCCACCCUGGGGGCAUGGAUGCAUCCCCUCCUGGCCAGUCAACUGAGGCUCCCACCCCCACCUAUGAUGAUGGCCCACAUGCCUGUUCCCCUCCACGAGAACACAGCAGACCCCUUAGGGCUCUCCUGCCCCACUCUGCCAGGCACCCCUCAAACCCCUUUCUUUAGGAGAGCAUUCGCUCCCAUUGACGCCCAGCACAUCUUCCUGCUCCCUUCCACGCCCCCACUGGGGCUCUUCCUCUCCCUCCAUUGCAUGCCCUGUCCCCCUACAUAUAGAGCACCCCGGAAGCACACCUCCCCUUUGCUCCCUGGCUUGCUUACCCAACAGCCCUCCCCCGAAGCCUGGUUGUGGCAAGGGAUUUGGGGAACAUUUGGGGAAGCAAAGUGGCCACAGAUAUGCAAGCUGGCCAGGGUGCUGUCUGUCCCAGACAUAUGAAUGACUGAGAUUGGGGUUGGGGGCAAAAUGAGGGUGAGGGCAGCCAGCCUCCCAGAGGGGGCAGGGGCAUGGUGGGUGUUGAAGUCUGGAGCAAAGCUCCAGGGAAGCUGAGAAUCUUGAAGUCACAGUUGUCCCCUGGUCUGUCUAGCCUGCCCUCCUCUGCCCCCCUCCCUCCGUCAUUCAAACAAGUGGCUCUCUCAAGGAGUUUCUGGAAGCUGCUGUGAGUCGGGUAGUGGGAUCAGGUGGUGGCUGGGUGCUGGAGUCAGGAGUCUCAGAGGCCAGGAGGUGGGGGGAUAGAGUUGGCUGACCCUUCAUGGGGUGUGGGCCAGGAAAGUGGCAAAGAAUGAGCUGAGGACCCUGGGCACGGCACCCUUCCCUGGGUGGCCAGGAAGUGGGGAGAUCUGGGGACCCAGUGAGCGGCUAGGGUGCAGCAGGAGUUUGGGGGAUAGCCCCAGUCUUGGGAUCUCUGUCCUGGGCUGGGGACUGCCCCCUCCCCUGGCCUGGCUCCUGACGCCCGUGCUGCCGGUGAAACGCUGUUGACAUGUCCUGAAUUAUUAAGCGUGGGGAGGGCUCCGGAGCACAUGCUGAGCGGAGCGGCUGGGGCUGCGCGGCGUGGCGGAGCAGCGCUCGCUCCCUCGCUCACUCGCUCGCUCGCAGGGACACACGCAGGGGCUGACAGCUGUGCUGGUGCUGAUAAGGGAAGCCACAAGGAGACGAUCGAGGAGAGAGACAAGCGGCAGCAGAGGCAGCAGCGGCAGAGGCAGCACCAGGGCUGCGGAGCUGCUGGGAGUGGGAGUGACUCCCCCACCUCGGGCCCCCACCCUGUCCCUGUCCUCUUCCCGCUUGCCCUGAGUUUAGAAGAGCAGCCGCUGCCACCACUGCCACUCGGGAGGGCACCAGGGCUGCUGGCUAGGGAGGGACAGGGCAGGGAGGCUCUGGCCAGUCCCAGCAGCCGGGGACAGAUGCCGAUCGAGAUUGUGUGCAAAAUCAAAUUUGCUGAGGAGGAUGCGAAACCCAAGGAGAAGGAGGCAGGGGAUGAGCAGAGCCUCCUCGGGGCUGUUGCCCCUGGAGCAGCCCCCCGAGACCUGGCCACCUUUGCCAGCACCAGCACCCUGCAUGGACUGGGCCGGGCCUGUGGCCCAGGCCCCCACGGACUGCGCAGAACCCUGUGGGCACUGGCCCUACUCACCUCGCUGGCUGCCUUCCUGUACCAGGCGGCUGGCCUGGCCCGGGGCUACCUGACCCGGCCUCACCUGGUGGCAAUGGACCCCGCUGCCCCAGCCCCAGUGGCGGGCUUCCCGGCUGUCACCCUCUGCAAUAUCAACCGCUUCCGGCAUUCGGCACUCAGCGAUGCCGACAUCUUCCACCUGGCCAAUCUGACAGGGCUGCCCCCCAAAGACCGGGAUGGGCACCGUGCGGCUGGCCUGCGCUACCCAGAGCCUGACAUGGUAGACAUCCUCAACCGCACUGGCCACCAGCUCGCCGACAUGCUUAAGAGCUGCAACUUCAGUGGGCAUCACUGCUCCGCCAGCAACUUCUCUGUGGUCUAUACUCGCUAUGGGAAGUGUUACACCUUCAACGCGGACCCGCGGAGCUCGCUGCCCAGCCGGGCAGGGGGCAUGGGCAGUGGCCUGGAGAUCAUGCUGGACAUCCAGCAGGAGGAGUACCUGCCCAUCUGGAGGGAGACAAAUGAGACGUCGUUUGAGGCAGGUAUUCGGGUGCAGAUCCACAGCCAGGAGGAGCCGCCCUACAUCCACCAGCUGGGGUUCGGGGUGUCCCCAGGCUUCCAGACCUUUGUGUCCUGCCAGGAACAGCGGGUGAGCAUCUCCUGCUAGGCCCUGGAUUGGGCACAGGGCUCGCCUUUGGGCUCAGAGGGGAUGUGGAGCAAACCUGCCCUCUAGAAGCUCAGAGCCUGCCAGCUGUGUUGACUUUGCUGGGGCUGUGGGCACUGGAGGACUGGGUGGGAUUCCUGAGCAUGACCUCAUCAUGCCCCACCUCUGCAGCUGACCUACCUGCCCCAGCCCUGGGGCAACUGCCGCGCAGAGAGUGAGCUCAGGGAGCCUGAGCUUCAGGGCUACUCGGCCUACAGUGUGUCUGCCUGCCGGCUGCGCUGUGAAAAGGAGGCCGUGCUUCAGCGCUGCCACUGCCGGAUGGUGCACAUGCCAGGUGGGCACCCCACCCCCAGCCAGCCCUCCAUGCCACCCUGCUAGGCUCCAGAGCCUCCCGGGGCAAGGCACUGCUCAUGUGCACAGGCAGGUGCAUGUAUACAACAUGUGUAUGUGUCUGUACCCGUGUGAGUGUGAGUGUUUGGGAUUUUUAAACAUGGUUUCACAUAUGCAUGUGGGAAUGCCGGCAUGCAGAUGCCUGUGUGCAUGUUAAUAUGUAUUUGUGUACGUGCAUGCUCAUUUAUAUCCGUGGUUGCGUAUUUGUGGGGGUUGUGUGUGUGGUGUUCAAGCACAUUUAUGCAAAUGUGUGCAUAUGUGUGUGCAUGCAUGUAUGUGCUUACAUUUGGGCGUGUGGGGGACAGGGGAAGUGAUCGUAGAUUCCAGGAAUAAUCUUCUCUCCUUUCAGGCAAUGAGACCAUCUGCCCACCAAAUAUCUACAUCGAGUGUGCAGACCACACACUGGGUCCGUGCUGCCUACCCUUUCCUACCUCUCCAUCAGCCUCUUCAUGUCUCUGUCCACUCUUCUCCUCACUGUCUUGGAUCCUCCCCUCCCAAUCUCUUCCUGGAGGGUUCUUCCUGGGGGUUGAGCCUUAGCCCAUACUUCAGUGGGGUUGGGGAGAGGUCUGCGGACCUCUGCAGGUACAGACACUUGGGUAAGUGGAGGCAGCAGGGUGGGGGGUUGCAGAGAAGCCAGGACUGGGAGUGAAGGUCUGGGCUUCUCAUCUUGGUUCAGCCAAUGAGCUCACCCACUUUGAGAAAGUGAAAUGACUUCUCUCUUGGUCUCAGGAAAAAUGCAUUGCUGGCUAUCGGUGUGGGUAAGGCAAACCCCAUCUGUCCACAGAUCUUGCCUGAUCUGCAGUUCAUCCAUCUAUCCAUCCAUUCAUCGAUUCGCGCAUUCUCCAGACCUUUACAGCCUGUGCUGGGUACUGGAGGUGAGAGUGGGGGCGACAGCCCUGCCCUUGGAGAGCUUACACCCCGGCAGGGCUGUGGACAGCCAUUCCCACACAGCCCGUCAACUCCUGGAGAGGGGAGCCUCGGGUGUGCUGCAAGGCCCCAAGGAGGGGUGUGCAGCCCUAGCCUGGGAAGGUAGGGAGGAUUCCUAGAGGAAGGGACACAUUAGCUGAGGCUUGAUGGGUGUAUAAGAGUCAGGUGCAAAGGGGGACAUACACUGAAGACCUGUGGCCAGAAAGAGCAUGCUGUGUCCGGGGCACUGAAAGGUCUGUGUGGCUGCAGGGCAGAGAACAGGGGAGGGAGUAGAAAGAGUAGAGGAGGGAGGCCAGGCACGGUGGCUCACAAGUGUAGACCCAGCACUUUGGGAGGCCAGGGUCUGUGGAUCACUUGAGCCCAGUAGUUCAAGACCAGCCUGGGCAACAUGGUGAGACCCUGUCUCUGCAAAAAAUAAAAAAGUGAACUGGGUGUGGUGGUGCACAUCUAUAGUCCCACCUAUUCGGGAGGCUGAGGCAAGAGGAUAGGCUUGAGCCUGGGAGGUUGAGGCUGCGGUGAGCUGGGAUCACACCAUUGCACUCUAGUCUGAGCUACAGAGUUACCCUGUCUCA